AUGUCUAAAAAAGCUUACACCGCCAAAGACGUACGGUCACACAAUCGCAGCACUGAUUGCUGGGUAACCCUCGGAGAGAAGGUCUACGAUGUCACUGAGUUUCUUGACGCCCACCCGGGAGGUCCUGAACUCAUUAUGGAGUAUGCUGGUAGGGAUAUCACUGACAUCAUGAAGGACGCUGCCAGUCACAUACACUCCAGCUCUGCCUACGAGAUGCUCGAUGACGAGAUGUGCACUGGAAAGUUAGUGGAAGCAGCAGUAGAGGAACAGCCAGACUUGACUACCUUCUCCAACGAAUUACCCGCCUUCACCAGCAUGGUCACGGAUACAGACGCUGAGAAUGAUUUCUCCAAACACAAAUUCAUGGAUUUAGCCCAGCCGUUGAUGCCUCAAAUCUUAAAGUCCCACUGGACCCGGGACUUCUAUUUGGACCAGGUCCAUCGGCCUCGUCAUUGUUCCGCAGGUGCCCGCAUCUACCCUAAUCCGAUUAUGGAUAAUCUUUUCUCCAAAACUCCCUGGUGGCUUAUCCUCUGCUACGCUCCAAUUCCGUAUUUUGCCUACCGGGCAGCAAGUGCGCUUCUUCCGCCUGACCAACUAUACGGGUUAUUCGGCUCUGGGUUCUUGGUAUGGUCGCUAGUGGAGUACUUGUUACAUCGAUUUAUCUUCCAUAUCGACAGUUUGUUACCUGACUACUGCCCUCGGGCCUUUGCACUACACUUUGUGAUACACGGGAGACACCACUUCUUGCCUAUGGAUGCUAACCGUAUUUCUGCCUCGCCAAUUCUGUUGACCGUUUUUAGCACCUCUCUAUUCUUCCUUCUUAGAAUCGUGACGGGGAAAGCAGCGGGAAUGGCACUUUUCAGUGGAGCUUUCACCGGCUUUAUGGCAUACGAGGAGUUUCAUAUUUCGUUGCACACCAGACCGCAAUGGCUUCAGGAAAUGAAACGUUACCACUUGCAGCAUCACUACAAGAACUUUGACCUAGGUUACGGGGUGACCACUAAAAUUUGGGACUAUGCAUUUGGGACCGUGCUCGAUGCCGAGGACGAAUCUCAGGUUUACAGCAAGAAGCCAUAA
This is a messenger RNA of Babjeviella inositovora NRRL Y-12698, 1077 nucleotides long. Its product is annotated as fatty acid 2-hydroxylase. Gene Ontology annotation, molecular function: fatty acid 2-hydroxylase activity; heme binding; iron ion binding. The record is from RefSeq and is a predicted model, not a curated record. Bases 1 to 1077 code for a protein of 358 amino acids. Lineage: Eukaryota; Fungi; Ascomycota; Pichiomycetes; Serinales. Gene Ontology annotation, cellular component: endoplasmic reticulum; membrane. Gene Ontology annotation, biological process: lipid biosynthetic process; fatty acid metabolic process. The transcript has 2 exons.